Paramuricea clavata is the source of this 1401-nucleotide messenger RNA. The record is from the annotation of a GenBank genome assembly. Lineage: Eukaryota; Metazoa; Cnidaria; Anthozoa; Malacalcyonacea; Plexauridae.
AUGUUAAAAAACGCGAAAGCAUCGUACCAUCAUCGCGUUUUAAAUGAUAUUCGCCUCAACCCACGUAAAUGUUGGAAAGCUAUUAACUCAAUUUUCCCAAGCAAACCAAAUUCAGCUAACUCAACUUCAAAUCAUGAUACUAUGCAUACCAAGGUUCAACAAUUUGGCCAUUAUUUUGCUAAUGUUGCUCGAGAAUUAAAAUCAAAAGCUUUUCCUUUGGUGAAUUUUGCUUGGCGUCAUAACAAUAAUACACAAGCUUUACGUACGAACCAAAUUUUCAAGUUUUCAUUCGUUUUUACAAUCUUUGUUGAGAAAGAACUCCGAUCAUUGAAGCGAAGUAAAGCUACUGGUAUUGACGACCUCCCUCCAAACUUGAUAAAGGACUGUGCAACUGUGAUUGCAAAACCCCUGCAAAAUAUAAUAAAUUUAUCAAUCAAAUCAAGUACGGUGCCAGCUUUGUGGAAAUCAGCCAAAGUGAAGCCUAUAUUCAAAUCUGGUGACUCAGACCUAGUAGAGAACUUUCGACCAAUAUCGAUACUUCCGAUAUUUUCCAAGAUUGUGGAAAAGGCAGUCCACCGUCAAUUUUACAACUUCUUGGAGAAUAAUAAACUGUUGAUCGAUUGCCAAUUUGGUUUUCGUAGAAACAGAUCUACAAAGCUGGCUGCCACAUUGUUUUGCGAUAAAAUACGAAAAGAAAUGGACAACGGAAAACUCAUUGGAUGUGUAUGUGUGGACCUGUCCACGGCGUUCGACACUAUCGGUCAUGGUAUUCUCUUGGACAAGUUACCUGCGUAUGGUGUUGAAGGCCCUGAACUUGCUUGGUUUACAGAUUACCUAUUCAAUAGAACUCAGUUGGUUGAAAUGCAAAACAACUGCUGCAGGCCAAGCACUAUUACCACUGGCGUGCCGCAAGGAUCCAUCGUGGGUCCUUUAAUGUUUAUAGUGUUUUUCAAUGACCUCAAAGAAUCAGUCAAGAAUUCUGAAAUCAUCAAGUAUGCGGAUGAUACGGUAAUUCUAUAUGCUGAUAAAGAUGCGCAAAAUAUUGAGAAUGCUUUAAACGAAGAUAUGAAUCUGAUUAGAGAUUAUUUUUAUCAUAACGAACUCCUCUUGCACCUGAAGAAGGGCAAGACUGAAGUAAUGCUUUUUGGAACGUCGCAAAGGCUUAGAAAAAGUGGAAAAAACCUAAAUAUAACGUAUAGCAACACCGUGAUAAACUUCGUGACUGAGUAUGUGUAUCUUGGAAAUGUGAUAGAUAACCAUAUGUCAUUGAAUGGAAAUUUCAACCGAUCAUACAAGAGAGCAAGGGGUCGUCUUCGUUUACUCCAAUCAGUCCGCAGAAAUUUGACAGCAGCGUCAGCUAUUGAUAUCUACAAUAUGACGAUACUAUCAAUUCUAACCUAG